Myxocyprinus asiaticus (Chinese sucker) is the source of this 1864-nucleotide messenger RNA. Its product is annotated as huntingtin-interacting protein 1-related protein-like. The record is from RefSeq and is a predicted model, not a curated record. Bases 835 to 1263 code for a protein of 142 amino acids. The transcript has 8 exons. NCBI's taxonomy places the organism in Eukaryota, Metazoa, Chordata, Actinopteri, Cypriniformes, Catostomidae.
AAAACGUCAAAUAUCUACCCCAUUUCCCAAUAAAAGAAUCCCAUAUCCCCAGCCUUAUAUAUAUAUAUUUGGAUUGGGGGUCCUUCACUAGGGGAUUAUCAUAUAUGGGGGUCCUAGGCAUUGAAAAGUUUGAAAACCAUCCACUGGACCAUAUAUAGAGAAUAGGCUCUUGAUAAGAAGAGGAUUCUCUGCCUAUAGAACCAUUGAAAAUGAUAUUUAAUGUUCAAUUAUUUUGUCUGUCCUGCUGACAGAAUGUAGAGCAGUUAUUAACCUCCAUGAAGAUUUGUUUUUAUAAUGCAGGAAAUAUUGAGCCAGACAAGGAGAGACACUACUGGAGUGAAAUCGGAAGUUAAUCAAUACAUCAUUGGCUCCUGUUCGAAUGUAAUGAAGGCGAUACACAUGUUGGUAACAGCUGCAGAGAGACAUUGUGGAAAGUGGCCGGGUAAGAAUUGAGAGCAUGGGUAUCUGAUGUGUUCAGAUCAUUUUAAUAUCUAUCUGUCCGUCCAUCCAAUCAUAUUUAUUCAGACACAGAACACAGGGUUUCGUAUGUUUUUUCUCUCUUAGGGUGCUGGAUCUGUCAAAGACUUCUAUGCCAAAAAUUCCCGUUGGACUGAAGGUCUCAUCUCUGCAUCAAAGGCUGUAGGAUGGGGAGUCACAGAUACUAUGAGUAACAUUAAUUGGUGACUGAAGGAGGUAAAUAUGAAGAGCUGAUUGUGUGCUCUCAUGAGAUCGCAGCCAGUACGGCUCAGCUCGUCACUGCUUCAAAGGUAAAGGUAGAUAGAGGCAGAUAGAGGCAACAAGAAGCUCCAAACUCUGCAACAGGCCUCACGUCACAUGAACGACAUGGCCGCUGUUGUGGUGACGUCAACUAAGGCAGGCCAGAUGCAGAUUGAGGAGAAGAACUCCAUGGACUUCUCAGUCAUGUCCCUUAUAAAGAUAAAAACAGAAGAAAUGGAUUUCCAGGUGAGAGGUGUACGGCUGGGAGAACUCAGGAAAAGACACUACGACAUGGGAGGAAUCCCAAUGGCCUCGUCUUCAGAUAAAGCAAUGGAUAAUUUUGACAGUUCACUGCCUACUCAUUAUCCUGACCUGCCCACAAUGGAACCGCCCAGUUUGGAACCAUUCAGACUGGACCCGCCCCGACUGAAACCACCCACACCUGAGCCAACCAAAAGCUCUAAACAAACUUCAAUCUCUUCAUACUUCUUCAAUUUCAAUUUCUUUCAUAAAUCAGGCAGCAUCUUCAAGAAUGCAUUUAGGUAAAAGGAGCCCACGGUCAAGGUGUAUUAAGAAGAAACCACCAGAAAUUAAUGUACAUUAUUACGAAGCAAAGCCCACUUCACACUUUUUAAUGGUUAGACAGUGCACUGGGGGUAGGAAGGUUUCAAUAAAUAAAAAAAAUGAUACCAGGAUCAUUUAUACUAACAUUCACUGAACCACUGAAAUGAAGACUUUCUAUCAGGUAACUGAUUAUUAUGGACAUUUUCAACAAGAACCUGGGUCAGGAUGUAGAUGGCUGAUACCAUAUUGAGGACCUUUAUAUACCUGUACUGGCCGCUGUUAAUAGUUGUUAAUUUUUUACCUUUUUAAACUAUUCUUUUUAAUGCAUUUCAACAAAAUAUGAAGUUUGUGUGUGUUAUUUUUAACACUGAUAUAUACAGUGUAUAUGUGCUCUCAUGAGCGCACACAAUCAGAUACGAGAACAACUCUUGAAACUGACUACCUUCAAAAAGACAAAACUAUAUUGAUCAAAUUCUAUUAACAUUUUAACAUGUUUGUACUACAGUCAUUAAGUUACUGUAACAGUAACUGUAGUAACUGUAGUAUGUUGCAGAUUCUAAUUAAUUAUCUAUUAGUAGAAUGA